UCUAAUGCUCUGUUUCCAGUGAUUUUCAGCAGUUAAGGUCGUUUUUACUUCUCACACAAACACAAAACUCUUUAAAAUACAUUAGGCGGGCGAUUUCAAUUUCUUUCUCACACAAGCAGAGAUGACUCUAAAAGACACUAUGACGACGAUAAGGACUUCGAAUCAUAAACGUUCUAGAAGCGACCCGGUCCUCAGAAGAUCUCUCAAGAACAAGAAAUCAAGUGAUGCCCAUCAUGCCCUUUACAACUUCGACAUGGAUGAACUUUUGCAGAGAGAGAUAGAACAGCUAAAAUCUCUUCUAAAGUCCAGAAAAUUGCAUCCCAGUGCCAGGAGAGUCUCAAGUGAUGAGAUUGAUUUGUUGCUUCAAGAAGAUGAAGUUUUAGUACGGCAUGAAAUGGAGACAGUCCUUCGACGCAAACUAUUCUUGGAAGAUUCUAAAAAUGAAGAUUCGUUUAUCCCUAAGGAGGCAAAGAGACUGGUGAAGGAAAUCGCGGGUUUGGAGCUGCAAGUGAUGUACUUAGAAACAUAUCUCCUUUUGUUAUACCGGAGAUUCUUCUACAGCAAAAUUACAUCUAAGUUUGAAGCAGAUGAGAAGGAGAGAUCAGAGGAUGUUCUUGGGGCUUCUAAACACAUUCAUUCACCCAAAAAUGCAGUUUCCAGCCCUCAGAAAGUUCUAGAAGACUCUGGAAUAUUCCGUAGUCACUCAUCGUUGUCUCAUUGUUCAGGCUAUUCCUUUAGAAUGUCUCCCCAAGCAAUGGACUCAUCAUAUCAUCGAUCUCUUCCUUUCUCAAUGCUUGAGCAAUCCGAUAUUCAUGAGUUGAUCGGGACAUAUGUUUCUGAAAACAUUCAUGAAUCACCAAAUAGUUUAUCUGAAGAGAUGGUCAAGUGCAUCUCGGAAGUCUUUCGUCAGCUCACAGAUCCAGAAUCACUCGACAAUGACCGAGAAUCGAGCAGCCCUUUUCGCGGGAAAGAGCCUCUGAAGAUCAUUAGCCGACCUUACGACAAAUUACUGAUGGUGAAAUCGAUAUGUAGAGAGACAGAAAAGUUAAAUGCAGUUGAACCUGCCUUGAAACAUUUCAGGUCGCUUGUGAAUAAGCUAGAAGGGGUAAAUCCAAGGAAGUUAAAUCAUGAAGAAAAGCUAGCUUUCUGGAUCAACAUACACAACUCUCUGGUUAUGCAUUCUAUACUUGUCUAUGGGAACCCUAAAAACAGUAUGAAAAGGGUCUCUGGGUUGCUGAAGGCAGCGUACAACAUUGGAGGUCGAAGCUUGAACUUAGAUACCAUUCAGACUUCAAUCCUUGGUUGCCGUGUAUUUAGGUUCUUGUUUGCUUCAAGAUCAAAGGGUAAAGCUGGAGAUUUGGGAAGAGAUUAUGCUAUAACUCACUCUGAGCCUCUUCUUCAUUUUGCGCUUUGCUCGGGGAACUCAUCAGAUCCAUCAGUUCGUAUAUAUACGCCCAAGAACGUGAUGAUGGAGCUAGAAUGUGGUAGAGAAGAGUAUGUAAGAUCAAACCUAGGAAUUUCCAAAGACAACAAGAUUUUUUUGCCGAAGCUUGUUGAAUUAUAUGCCAAGGAUACUGAACUCUGCAACGUCGGUGUUCUCGACAUGAUCGGGAGAUUUUUGCCGUUUGAAGCAAGAGAUAGAAUCCAGCAGUGUCGGAACAAGAAACACGGUAGGUUCUCCAUAGAUUGGGUCGCACAUGAUUUCAGAUUCGGUUUAAAUGACUACAGGAUUUUUCCGAUUAGCGUUAACCACCAUGGAGAUAAUCCAACUGUAGAGUUAAAAAGUGAGCUGAACGUUUCUGACUCUAAGAAAUCAGAAGCUCGAUUCGAUAUAACUCGAGUCAUUCACUGUGACGGCUUGUUGUUAUGCUCCUCCGAAUUCGACGAAUCCAGAGUCUUGGUUUUGAACCCUUUAAUCGGUGAGACCAGUCUUGAUGAUAUGAUCGUUCCAGGCCGGAGCACUGGAUUCUCUGAACUCAGCGUGUCUUUGAAGGGAAACACUUACUGGUUCGUUAGAGAUGUAACAAAGACGCCCCGCACCAUAUCCUUGCUCAAAUUUGACUUUACAACAGAGGAAACUGUGUAUGUGCCUCUUCCCUAUCAGACUCGUCGUUUUGAAUCUACUAGUCUUUCGGUUGUUGGAGAAGAGAAGCUUUCUGUGUUGUUACAGCGAGAUCAAAGUUCCAAGACUGAGAUAUGGGUGACAAAUAGGAUGGACGAGACCACCGAAGUGGUGUCUUGGAGCAAGGUCUUAGCAUUGGAUUUGAACCCUGAUCUUAAGCUUUGGAAUGAUGCAAGUUUCUUGCUAGGUGAGGAGAAGAAAGUCGUCAUGUCCUGUGAGAAAUUAAGCAACGACGAGGUAGAGGUCGACAAGAUUAGAGACAUGAUCUACAUUGUUGGGGAGGAUAAUGUAGUCACAGAAGUGGAAAUUGGAGCUACUGAAAUUGAUGGAUGUCGCCCUGUUCUUCUUAAUUAUGUUCCAAGUUUGGUUCAAAUCUGAGAGAGCUGGGAGCAACAGGAUCAGAGGGAACUAAACACCGUCUGCAUGUAAUUUCUUGAGUUGGGUGUGCGUGUUUCUCUUAGUUUAUCUGGUUCAUGUUCUCUUUACGCUUUUAAGUAUUUCUAUUUCAGUGACAAAAGUGAUUAAGAAAAAGCAUGUACUAUUGAGCUUUCAUCUCUUCUCUUGAUUUUCUUUUCA
Messenger RNA from Capsella rubella, 2698 nucleotides. Its product is annotated as F-box protein ETP2. The transcript is spliced from 13 exons. Gene Ontology annotation, molecular function: protein binding. The record is from RefSeq and is a predicted model, not a curated record. NCBI's taxonomy places the organism in Eukaryota, Viridiplantae, Streptophyta, Magnoliopsida, Brassicales, Brassicaceae. The coding region runs from base 122 to 2500 and encodes 792 amino acids.